Rhodotorula graminis WP1 is the source of this 977-nucleotide messenger RNA. RefSeq lists its product as uncharacterized. The record is from RefSeq and is a predicted model, not a curated record. Lineage: Eukaryota; Fungi; Basidiomycota; Microbotryomycetes; Sporidiobolales; Sporidiobolaceae. The transcript has 4 exons. Bases 4 to 750 code for a protein of 248 amino acids.
ACGAUGGGCCUCAGCCAGCAAAAGGUCGGGCACCUGUUUGCGCGGUGCGACUCGGCAGAAGAGACCGAGGAGGUCCUGCAGGCGUACGCCUUUAGCAAGUGGACCAACGGCGGCAACCAGAAGUACGUGCUGCGCAAGCUGCACCUCCUCACGCUGUACCUCCGCGCCAUCAACCUCGGCUCCAAGCUGCGCGACCACUACCAGGCGUUCGCCAUCGUCGCGACCCUCACCAAGACCAACGACGGGCCGAUCGUGCUCCUCCCGAGCACCGUCGUCGGCCUCGAGGCGUGGAACGCCGCGCGCCGCCCCUCGUCGUCGCUCGUCAAGCGCGCCUUUAACCGCCAGGCGAUGCACGUCGUCACGCCCGCGAGCCCGGGCCACAGCAGCAACGCGAGCGACGUCGACCUCGCGCUCGAGGUCGACCGCGAGCGCGGCGCCGGUGCGGGUGGCGGCGCGGGCGAGGGCCCUCAGGGCGGGUUCAGCGGGUGGCUCGCUGCGGGAGGGAGGAGGAGCCGCAGCAAUACGGCGACGGUGACGGCGGUCGUGCUCGCACCGGGCGAGCGCACCGAGCAGCAGCGGCGCGCGGCGGGCGCGGGCAACGGGCUCCUCGGGACGGGCUUGCUCAGCGCCCCGCCGAACUACGACCCGCGCGCCCUCGCCGGGUACGUCGAGAGCAACCCGUCCCUGAGGCUCUCGACGCGCGCCGACUACGACGACCCCGAGGCCGACUCGCUCCCCGACUACUCGUGACGCCCCGCGUCGUCGUCGCCCCUUCUCCCCGUCCACUUUUCCCCCUCCCCUUGUUGCACCCUCCCUCCCUGCCUCGGUCGUUCCCUUGUCGUCCUCUCUCUCUCCCUUUUCUCCCUCGGUCCGCCUCGCCUUCUCUCUCGCGCUCCUGUACUUGUUGCCCCGGCCGAUGGGUGUUCUUUCCUCUCUCUCUCUACUCUCCCCUGUGCAACGCGACUCGGUUCCCUGUG